AUGGAUCUUCUCCGAGCCUACUCUGAUCAAAACGACGAAGAAUUGAACGAGCCAGAGCAGCAAAACCAAAACCCUAGUUCAACAACAUCGUCCCCAGACGCUUCACCGCCUCGGCUCCUCCCCGCCAAGUCCGCCGCGCCCAAUGUCGACGACACGAUGCUGGCCCUGACGGUGGCUGAUGGCCAACGGUCUUUGAGUCGGCCAAUUGACCCGACCCAACACAUCGUCGGCUUCAACCCCACCUACGACCAACUAUGGGCCCCAAUCUACGGCCCAUCUCAUCCCUAUGCCAAGGACGGCAUCGCCCAGGGCAUGCGUAACCACAAGCUCGGCUUCGUUGAGGACGCCUCUAUUGAACCCUUCGUCUUCGAUGAGCAGUACAAUACUUUUCACAAGUAUGGCUACGCGGCCGACCCGUCAGCCUCUGCUGGGUAUAAUUACGUUGGUGAUUUUGAGGCCUUGCAGAAGAAUGAUGCCGUUUCGGUAUAUAACAUACCCCAGCACGAGCAGAAGAAGCGGAAGAUAGAAAAGAGGAAGGAAUUAGAGGAAGAUGAGGGUGUGGAUGACGAUAUGGACCCAGAGGAGGUCCAAAAUCCGGCCAGUGAUGUGUGGUUGAUGAAGAAUAAGAAGAGCCCAUGGGCAGGCAAGAAGGACGGUCCGCCAACGGAGCUCACAGAGGAGCAGAAGAAGUAUGCCGAGGAGUAUGCGAAGAAGAAAGGUGAAGAGAGAGGUGGUGGUGAUAAGGGUGAGGUUGUGGUUGAAAAAAACUACAUUUCAUGGGAAAGAAGAGAGGGAUUAUCAGGGUUGGUGCACACUUGGAGUGGACACACAAAGGGUGUAUCUGCUAUUAGAUUCUUCCCUAAUUACGGGCAUUUGAUUCUCUCUGCUGGGAUGGAUACCAAGGUGAAAAUUUGGGAUGUUUUCAAUACUGGUAAGUGUAUGAGAACUUACAUGGGUCAUUCCAAGGCAGUUCGGGAUAUAUGUUUCAAUAAUGAUGGGAGUAAAUUUCUGACUGCUAGUUAUGAUAAGAAUAUUAAGUACUGGGAUACAGAAACCGGGCAAGUGAUAUCUACAUUCUCGACCGGGAAGGUUCCAUAUGUGGUUAAGCUUAACCCGGAUGAGGAUAAGCAGAAUGUGUUGUUAGCUGGGAUGAGUGAUAAGAAGAUUGUUCAGUGGGAUAUGAACGAGGGAAAGAUCAAUCAAGAGUAUGAUCAACAUUUGGGUGCUGUGAAUACGAUUACAUUUGUUGAUAAUAACCGGAGGUUUGUUACUUCCAGUGAUGACAAAUCGCUUCGAGUAUGGGAGUUUGGGAUCCCUGUGGUUAUUAAGUAUAUUAGUGAGCCUCACAUGCAUUCUAUGCCAUCAAUUUCACUGCAUCCCAAUUCAAAUUGGCUUGCAGCACAAAGUAUGGACAAUCAGAUUCUGAUUUAUAGCACUAGAGAGAAGUUUCAGCUGAAUAAGAAGAAGAGGUUUGCCGGGCAUGUCGUUGCUGGGUAUGCUUGCCAAGUCAAUUUCUCACCAGAUGGACGGUUUGUUAUGUCAGGUGAUGGUGAAGGUCGAUGCUGGUUUUGGGAUUGGAAGACAUGCAAAGUCUUCAGAACUCUCAAAUGUCAUGAGGGGGUAUGCAUUGGGGCUGCGUGGCAUCCCUUGGAGCAGAGUAAAGUUGCAACAUGCGGCUGGGAUGGCUUGAUUAAGUAUUGUGUUUAG
Prunus armeniaca (apricot) is the source of this 1707-nucleotide messenger RNA. NCBI's taxonomy places the organism in Eukaryota, Viridiplantae, Streptophyta, Magnoliopsida, Rosales, Rosaceae. The record is from the annotation of a GenBank genome assembly.